UUUCUGAAAUGAGUACCACACGGUAUCGGUACGGAAUAUCAUUCCUGAAUAAGCGUUUCGUUCCGGAAUGAAUAUCGGAAUGAACUCAUUCCGGAAUGACUCGCUCUGGAAUGAAAUUUUGCUCUGGUAUCAUGUGAACAAAUACCAAGGAAAUAUAUGUCAACCGGGAUGAACUCGUUCCGGAACGAAAUUCUUAGACCGGUAUCAUGUAAACGGCACCUUAUAGUUUGAUUCUUGUAGGAUUUCGUGUCCACGACGUUUAUUUGAUGCCAAGCUUUCCGCCAUAUUGGCCAUCUUCAGUGCUACAUGAAAUGACUUGCAACUGCGAGAACUAUCAUUUGCAAAUGCAUGAGAUUCUAUAAAUGAGUUGUGGAAAGGGUCAUUGAGAUGCAACAUAUCAUGAAGGGAAAAGAAGUCACCGUACAGCGAUACCCUGUUGGAACAAAGAUACCUGAGAUCUUUUCAGGAAAAAGUGAUGAUACCAACAAUCAAGAGAUAGAUGCCAUGGUUUUCCGGUCUGUUCCUAUCAUCUUACGAUUUAUCUAUACAGUCCCAAUGUAUAAAAAGAGAAUCCAAUCCAUUGAGUCAGAUUUCAAUGUCACAAUUAAUGUAAUCGAUGAUGGAUUAAAAGUGGCAAUCAGCCCAUUGCCAGGAUGCACACGAAGGAAACAUGAUGAUGCUUGUGAGGAGUACUUUGUACUCUACAGAGAGGUCUAUGACGGACCAAUGAUGUCUAAAUAUAUCAUUCUCACACCAGCGUUAUCGGUAAAAGAGGCCGCAAUAAAACAGUUGCGAAUGGAAACAGUUGCUAUCCAAGCAAUAGACGUUCCAGAUGAUGAGUUGCCGUUUUACGGGAAGGAGGCGAAUGUAAGGUCUGCAAUCAAUGCAGUAUGCAAUAAGACGUUAAAAAAUGAUUAUCCCUGUUGUCCGCUUCAAAUUCGAGAACUUCGAAAACUUUACUUGCGCUUAGGAAACGUACAGCAUGUUCAAGGCAAGGAUGAGAAUCAUUAUAUCGGUAAGUUCGUCAAAUGAGCUAGCCCUAUCCAUAACAACACUAUAUAGUAAAAAUAUUAAGCAAACGAUAGAUGGAUUCAAUAGUCAUGCUGCUUGGCAUUAA
Messenger RNA from Actinia tenebrosa (Australian red waratah sea anemone), 1117 nucleotides. RefSeq lists its product as uncharacterized. The record is from RefSeq and is a predicted model, not a curated record. Lineage: Eukaryota; Metazoa; Cnidaria; Anthozoa; Actiniaria; Actiniidae.